AGAACUGGCAGAUAAUAUCGCAUACUUUAUUGGAAAGUUCUCUUCAUAAUUUAUAAACAGCAGUGUUAUAUUCCUUUUAGUGGAAUCACUGAAUACUAUUAACGCAUCUGUUGUUUGUAGCGUGUGGGCUAGCAGUGUUCCCGACGGUAAUUAUUCUGCCGUCACAUUGUCAAUCCCUCCAGCGAACAUCAUUAAGUCUCAGCUCUGGAACCUGGAAGCACAGAAGGAAAGAAUUUGUAACGGACGUAGUAUGGACUUGUCUACGUUUAAAUUUGUUGUGUGAUAUUUGCCUUGCAGAUUAAAUAUUUAAUGCCUUAAGAAGGAAUAACUUUUAUUGCAGGCUGUCAUUAUGGACCUAGAGUUCUCAUUACUGACGUUUAGCCCGUCCCAUGUAAAAAAGAAUAUAAAGUUAGAUAGUGCAGGCAAAGGAUCAUCAAAGCUUACAUUGAGACAAAGACGUCUUUAUUCAACAAAAGAAACGAAAGUUACAGGUGCCUGUAAGGAGAAAUAUACUUCUGCAGCGAACGUAAACAAUAUGCAAGAAAAGCUACCAAAAAUAGAUUUUGCUGUUGGUGACAAUGUUAUACAGCCCUUUGGUAUACUGCACGAUAAACCUGUCGUUAAGUCACGUGUUAGUAAAGGAAAGGAAAAUCGUGGAACUGUGGAUUUGACUUCUGAUUUAGACAGGUUAGUUACAUGGAAUGUCAAGAAUGAUCAUAAAACUAGCCGCAGGCUUUCCUCUGACCAAUGUCAUGAAAAUGGAACACCAAGGAAGAAGCAUUCAAUUGAAGUAAAAAAUAGUCUCAGCCCAAAUACAGCUGAGUGCUUGGCUUCUGAAGUGAAUACAUGUGUAUCAUCUCCUGCAAAAUCAUGUGGAAAAUCAAGAUAUUUUUCCUGCUCUCAAAAUUUUCCGAAAUCAUCCACAGUGUUACUUUCUGAGUCAGGCUCUUUUUCAGUGGAUGAGAUAUGCUCUAAAAGCAAAGAUAAUGAUGCUAAAGUGAACAGAAGUGUAAUUAUUGUAUCUGAUAGUAGUACUUCAAGUGCCAUUACAAAUUCUAUUUCUGAACAACAGAUUAAACAUUCAUUACCUUCAAGAACUAGAGAAUACAAGAAUGGUGUGCAAAAAUGUACAGUUGUUAUAGACACUUCUGACAGUGAAAAUGAAGUUUUAAAUGGUAGUUGUGAGGCACCAUUUAAAUUUACUUCAAAUUUGAGAACCCCUUUACACUCAGAUAUAAAGUCUCAGACACUCAACAAUACGAGACAUGAGAAAGUAGGAGGUUCUAUUGCAGAUUUAGAAUAUGUGCCACCUCCCACAUCACUUCAGUUGAAGCAAACAAAAUAUCAAGAUAUUGAAAAUUGGUUAUGUAAAGUAAAAUCUUUGGAUGGGAGUGAUAACAAUGAUCCUGACAAAAUGCUUGAAGUAAGUGGUCUACAGAAGUUUGAAGUGACAGGUAAUAGUGUUGUUUUGAAUUCGUCGGCUGAAGAAAUUCUUGACAAUUUAUAUGGAGAAACAUGGCGCAAAAGGAAUCCAAAGGGUUCUGAGACUGAACCGUGUAAAAAGAAAUUCUCAAGAAAUAUGCCUAUUGUUAGGCAACACAGUGAAAGGAAAAAGCAGAAAGUAGCCAAGAGUGAAGAUUCUGUUGUCAGUAGUACUGACAGCGGAGAGUUCGAGAACUUUUUGAAGAAUGUACGCCAAGAAUUUGAAUCAACUCGAAGGGAUUCUAUUCUGGGAACACCAGACUUUAUUGAUGAUAAUGUUCAGGACAACAGUCUUGGCUUCUAUCUGGGUGUGCUUAAUAGCAAGGAUCUUAAGAAAGAUCAUCUGCAAUUGAAUUGUAAGAAGGAAAAUAGCAAAUCCCUACAUGCUGUUGGUACAUGCAAGCAGCUGUGUUUUUCAAGCAGUGAUGAUGGUGAUGUGCCAGCUACAGAGCAGAACUGUGCUGGAAAUAUUGAUACUUCAAAGCCCAGGACUAAUGAGAAGAAACCAAAUGAUUUGAAAGAAAAGAACAAUGUGAAAAGGCCACAGAAAAUAAUAGUUCCUCCGGUAAAACAAACUUUGGUUAAAAGGACUCCAAAGACAGUGGGACAAACCAAAGUGAAACCUUUUUUUGACAGACAAGUCAGCAAGUUUUGCUCUCCUGUUCUCAGUUUCUUGGCAUCACUUUCAGCUGGGAUUUCAAAAGGACGAUGUCACCCAGAAGCAGAGUAUUAUAAAAGUAAUUUCAGGAUGAAGAAGAAAGAACUCUGCAAUAAACUCUUCAAGAUGUACAAUGAUAAAAUAUUUGAUAAUAAGCUUCCCCAUGAUAUGCUUGUGGAGUGGAAUGCUAGGUUGAAGCGGACAGCUGGUUUCUGUUAUAAUCGCCGGACAGUAACUUCACCUGGGACCAAGAUUCGAACAUCACGAAUUGAACUUUCAACAAAGGUGUGUGACACAGCCGACCGUUUACGAGACACCCUGAUUCAUGAGCUGUGCCAUGCAGCAACGUGGAUUGUGGAUGAUGUUAAGGAUGGACAUGGACCUCAUUGGAAAGCUUGGGCCAGAAAAGCUAUGCGUGUGUUUCCAGAACUACCACCAAUAAAACGCUGCCACGAUUACAGCAUUCAAACCAAAUUCACAUAUAGAUGCACAGGUUGUGGAUACAGUAUUGGUCGUCACUCUAAAUCCUUAAAUGUUGCCACUAAAAGAUGUGGACAUUGUUUUGGCAUGUUUGAACUUCUUGUGAAUACCAGAAGGAAAUCAGGCACUGUUGCUCAGCAGACACUGAAGAAACGUAGCCCUGUUGGAUUUGCUCGUUUUGUCAAAGAGAAUUACAGCUCUGUGAAACAGUCAAGGACAGAUUUAAAACAUGGUGAUGUAAUGCGACUGUUAGGACAACAGUUUUCUGCUGUGAAGAUUGGGCCAGAGGCCAGAAAACAAUAAGCCCCAUCACUGAUUAUCAUUGUGUUGUAAACCAUACAAGACUGUGAAAAAUGACGAGCGUAAUGUAUCAAAUGUUUUUGUGACAAUAUGUAUAGUAAUUCAGUGAUGUCAUUUGACAUUGUAAUAAUUUUAAGAUUGACCAGUGAUUGCAGACAAAUAGUACAAUGACAAUAUUUAUGGUACUAUGCAAUACGGAAUAUAUAAUUAGAUUGAAAGAGUAAAACUUUGUUUUACAUUCCAGAGCAUAUAUUGCCAUAUAUAAAUACAGUGAUGGUCCAUUUUUACAUUACCCAUAAUCUAACAGAAAAUGUACUCUCAGACUCAUAAAUUAAACUGGACAUCAGUGGUAUAA
Messenger RNA from Cryptotermes secundus, 3275 nucleotides. RefSeq lists its product as uncharacterized. The coding region runs from base 350 to 2923 and encodes 857 amino acids. The record is from RefSeq and is a predicted model, not a curated record. The transcript has 11 exons. Lineage: Eukaryota; Metazoa; Arthropoda; Insecta; Blattodea; Kalotermitidae. Gene Ontology annotation, cellular component: nucleus.